This is a messenger RNA of Physcomitrium patens, 1745 nucleotides long. RefSeq lists its product as uncharacterized. NCBI's taxonomy places the organism in Eukaryota, Viridiplantae, Streptophyta, Bryopsida, Funariales, Funariaceae. The record is from RefSeq and is a predicted model, not a curated record.
GACAUGCAGACAAAUGGCUCCAUAUAACCUACCGAGCGCAAGCACUUGAGCGUUCUUUAAACCCACUCCGCAUAUGUACUUAACUCGUGUCGCACAGAUGAGUUUUUGGAUGGUUUUCGAGGGGUUGGUGAAAUACCAACCCACAUGCUGUUUGGAAGGGUAAUUGCUGAGGUCAGGGCGUUUAGGGUGUGCGGUUCUUCGGAGGUGGCAAGGUCGCUAGGUGUUGCUGAGACCAAGAUAUGAAGACUCCUGGACGGAGUAAGCGCUCGGGGGGACGUGAUUUCGGGUGUGUGCGAUUCACUGUUCGUGGUGGCCCAGAGUUUAAGUGCUAUGCGCCACCAAGAUAUGCAGGAAACGAGUUAGGCGUUCACUAUGAUAUCGUCAAGGCGUGCGAGUCUAAGUGUAGAGAAAUGGUAGGAAUUCAAGGCAAGUGCCUUGCGAUAUGUAAACGUUGCACUAGCUCAAUCGAAUUGCCUCCUGGUCUUUUCACGAAAUCGAACGGGAAGCUGGAAUUUCUACCAGGUAAACGACAGGUUUUGAAGGAUUAUAUACACAAAGAAGUGGAAAGGGUGUCCGAGUCCCAUCGAAAAUAUCACGUUGUGGAGGGUGAUGCCGCGCACCAAGGUUCGGCGCUCACGAAGAGUCCCGCUGAAUGUUCCUCGAUGCCAGCCCCAAGCCUUCGUCAGGGUCCUGAUAAGUUCCAACAAACCAUGAAUGAACUGAAGAAGUUGCUGGGUGCAUGCGCCCAUUGCGACCUACUUGCGGUAUUGGAAGAAGAGCACAAAGCAAUAGCACACGAGCUGGAAGAUUUGAAGAAGAUGCAAAGCGUUACUGAGGGUUUGCAGUCAGCUCCUAAGAACACCGGAACACGAACACUCGAUGCGCAGUUAAUUUUCCCACAACUGCAGGACCCACAUUCGGGUGAAGAGGUUCGAACUGAACCAAGCGGGAAUCUUACGAUAGCAGGAUUUUUGGGAGGGACUUGUGCAGACGAGAUACCACCUGCUCCUUUACCGAAGCCUUCUGCUAGCAAUGGCCCGGAGGAUGAUUCGUGGAACAACAGGCGGUCCUGUCAGCCGCGUUCCUCGGACUUUGGUGCCAUGGAAGACAGUGUGCCUGCAGAAGGUUGCUUGAACUCCCAAUCCCCCAAAGUUCUGGCAGAGGUACCCGAGUGCUAUCCCAGUCCUAAUACUCUCAUGCAAACUGAAGACCAAUUUCAAGAUGGCCCUUCCGGUGAGGAAUUGGACAGUGGAGUAGUGUCACAGGAGAGUUCUGCUGGAGGUUGUCAAGCAUGGAUCACGAGUAAUGGUGCUUUCAUCCAAGCUAACGACUCAUUUCAAAACAUGCUUUGUUUCGGAGAUCCCAUGAACGUCGACAAUACCCGAGAUGCAUUAAUGCAAACUAGACAAAGCACGGAGAAAGUAAUGGGUCUACCAGAUGACCACAUAAGCGAUUAUUGGGUACAAUUUUUGAGCACUUUCAUAUAUUCUGAUGUGGAGUAGAUGUGUGAGAGAACAUUGAUACAAAGCAUGUAAACUGCAUACAGUGUUUUAGUGCUUGAAAUGUGUGUAUAUGUAAUUAGUUAUCUGACACCAACUGUAUGUAGAACAAUUUAAAAUGAAUAAGUUUUGAAUGUGGAGGAGAUGGAUGCUUGUUUGACUUCAAAAUGAUUUUGAUGAUUGUAAAAAUCAUUUUAAAUGUAACGACAAUUAAUAUGGACAAGAAACUAUUAUGCAGUUGUUGAA